Messenger RNA from Linum tenue, 5325 nucleotides. The record is from the annotation of a GenBank genome assembly. Lineage: Eukaryota; Viridiplantae; Streptophyta; Magnoliopsida; Malpighiales; Linaceae.
AUGGCGACAAUAAUUAAAACCAAGUCAAUUCCAGUGGCCUUCUCCGAAAGGUUCUUCGAUGGCGGGGAAAUGGCGGGCGAAACUGCUGCCGUGCUGAGAAGCCCUGGCGGGAAAUCGUACCAGGUGAAGAUCAGUGGUGGCAGAGAGUUCAGUGAUGCGGGUUGGAAGGCGUUCGCUGCGGACCACAGCUUGCAUGUGGGCGAUUUCGUGGUGUUCAGACAUGAUGCACGUAUGGUGUUCGACGUAAUGAUCUUCGACCCGAGUGCUUGUGAAAGAGUGUACCCUUCUUCUUCUCCGUCGUCGUCUCUUCCGUUCCUCGUCCCUGUCAAGCCAGAGCGUGAAACAAUUCCGGUCGAUGAUGAUGAACAACCCGAAACUGAACUAGAUAGCAGAACAACGGAUGAGAGUGGUGAUGAUAAAGUGCAGGAAACUUCAACGGUGAAAGCUGCUGCUGGGUCCGUGCCGAAAGGCCCUUUCUUUGUGGUCACUAUCGGGAGGAACACCCUGAAAAAGAACAGGCUGCCCAUUCCCAAAGAAUUUACGAUGAAGAAUAACCUGGAAUCUCGUCGUCUUGCUAUGGUUUUGAAUGAAGAGGGAAAUUCAUGGCCUGCACAUUUGAUCAUCACCAACAGGCUUGCCUAUCCUAAAUACAGACCCCAAGUAGUUCUUGGACGAGGUAUCGGUCAAUUCCUGGAAGACAACGGGCUGCAGCUGGGAGAUACUUUCUACUUGGAACUUGUUCAAGGUGGAGAGAAUCCUGUAUUCAGAAUGUCUGGGUUGCAUUCCGAUCCUGAGGCCAUGAAAAGGGAGCUAGAAAAAGUGAGGAAGAAGAUCAAACUAACGGAGGUAAAGGAGGAGCAAAUUCCUUCUGGGUCAUCCACAGCCAUGCAAAACCAUUUCCUCAUCAAGUUAACCAACCGCUACUUCGACGGAUAUGCACUGCAUAUCCCAAAGGAGUUUGCCCUAAAUAAUGGUUUGAUUGGUUUAAAAUGUGUAAUGAUCCUACGAAAUGAAGAAGGAAGUCCCUAUCCCGUGAAGUUAAGGAGUAGCAAGGCCGGUAGACCUUUCAUCGGAACUGGCUGGUACGACCUAGUAAGAGCAAAUCGCCUAAGAAUGGGAGAUGUCUUGAGGUUUGAACUCGUUGAAACUGGAAUGAACCCUGUUAUGACGUUUAAGUCGAUGCCAGAAGCCUUUUACAAAAACUACUUCAACGGAGGGAAGAAGAAACGUGGUGCUGACCAGGCCGUCGUUCUAAGAACCCGCCGCGGGAAGUUCCACGCGGUGAGAGUGAGUGGCAGAGCAUUCAAAGAUGGCUGGAAGGAAUUCGUGGAGGAGCACGAUUUGCACGUGGGAGAUUUCCUGGUGUUUAGGCUCGACGGCGAGAUGGAGUUUCAUGUAAUGGUGUUCGACCCAACUGUCUGUGAGAGGCAGUACCAGCAGGUCUCCUCUGUUUCAGCGAAACAGAACCAAAUUCCUGCAGCAGCUGGAAACGUCUUUGUGGAAAUAGAGGUUGAAGAAACUCAAAUUCCUGCCGUUGAAGAGACCAAAGAUGACGGUUUUCAUUUUAGAACACCCAGAGAGGAAAAUAUUGGAGAUAAGGCAAGCAUUGGAGCAGAGAAAGCUGGGACUGCUUUCCCAAACAGUCCCUUCUUUGAGUUCACUGCAGGGACCAACACUUUAAGCAAUCAUAGAUAUAUCCCGAUGAAGUUUGCGAGGGAAAAUGGUCUGGCGGGUAAGUCUUUUGAGACCAUUGUUAUGGAUGAGGAAGGAAGGCCAUGGCCAGCUAGGUAUCUUAGCUACCCGAACGCCACUAAUUUAGUUCAUAUCGGGGAUCGUUGGAGGGAAUUCCAGAAGAAAAAUGGCUUAGAGAUGGGUGAUAGUCUCAAAUUUGAGCUUGUUCAAGGCUUGAUGAAGCCCGUCUUCAGAAUGUCUGCUUUUGAUCUCUUCCCCAUUGGCAUCGUGGAAGGUUUUGGGAUGAGGAGGAUGGAGAAGGAGGUAAAGAUGGAGCUAGUUCAUGAAGGAUCAAUAGCAGCUGCUCCUGCAGUGUCUUCAAGAGAUAAUGUGAAUACUGAAGUUGUUCAAGAAGUACUGAAUCCUGCCUACAAAGUGUCUGAUCCAAAGGAUACUGAUGAGAUUCUGAAGGUGAAGCAAGAGCCGGUUCAUGAAGAAUCAGCAUCUUCAAAAGAUGGCAGUUCAUAUCCUACAAUCAAUUUACCAGGAGCUUUUGACUUCUCCCCGUUGAAUUUGCCAAAAGGUUUUGGUAUGAGGAGGAUGGAGAAGGACAUAAAUAAGGAGCCGGUUCUUGAAGAGUUACCAGCUGCUGCUGGAGUGUCGUCAAGCGAUAGUGUGAAUGUUGAAGUUGUUCAAGAUGGACAGAAGCCUGCCUUCAAAGUGCCUGAUCCAAUUCGUAAGAUGGACACGAAGAUUAUGGAGAAGGAGGUAAAGGAGCCAGUUCAUAAAGAAUCGGCAUCAGCUGAAUCUUCCAAAGAUGGGAAUUCAUAUUUUACAGUCAAAUUAACAGAAGGUUACUUGAAAGGAGGCUUUCUGAAUUUACCUCAGGAGUUUGCCAUAAAGAAUGGCUUACAUGGGAUAUCAGUUAGCAUGCUCCUUGCCAACGCUGUGGGAGCUCCCUUUCUUGUAUCGUUGAAGACAACCCAAGCUGGUAGACCUUACAUUGGAAGUGGAUGGAGGGACGUGGUGGCGGCCAACCAACUUAGAAUGGGAGAUGUCGUGAGGUUUGAACUCGUCGAAUCAGGAUCGAACCCUGUCAUGAAUUUCAAGUCGAUUCCAGUUGGAUUUGGCAAGUACUUAGAAGGAAGGGAAGUGGAUGAAGAGAAUGCUGUGCUGAGAAGCCCUGGUGGGAGAAUCUACAGAGUGAAGAUGGGAAAAGGAAGAGAGUUCAAAGAUGGGUGGAAGGAAUUUGUUCAUGACCAUAAUUUGCAUGUGGGUGAUGCAGUGGUGUUUAGGCUUGUUGAUGCCCCCACGGUGUUUGAUGUCCUGGUUUUUGAUUCAAGUGCAUGUGAGAAGCCUUACUUUCUCGAAAAAGGUGUUGUGAAGACAGAGGAAGUUCAAGAAGAAGCAGAAGAAAAAAGACCACUGCCAGUUGCUGCUGAUGUACCAGAACCUGCAUCAGGACUUCAUAAUAGAACACCAAUGGAGAAGAUUGCAGUUGGGAAAGAUGGUCCUUCUGAGCCUAAGAACCCCUACUUUAUGGUAUCCAUACAGCCUGACAAUCUCAAAAAGGGCAGACUGCGUUUACCUGGGAACUUUGCCAAGAUGAAUGGGCUGAAUGUUACCAACACUGAGGCGGUUGUUCUGAACGAAGAGGGUAGAUCGUGGCCGGUAAGGAUUAACUGCUACUGUAAACCCUACUUCAGUGCUUACAUCAUGAGAGGUUGGAGAGUUUUCCAGAUGGAAAAUGAGCUGCAGCUAGGUGACACCUUCAAUCUUGAACUUGUUCAAGGUGGUCAGAAGCCAGUCCUGAAAAUGUCAGGACUGCAUGCAAAUCGAAUGCUCGGAAAGGUGUACAGGGAGAAGGUAAGAAAGGAGUCAGGAAAGAUUGCAGAGGAGGGUAAGACGGAGCCAAUUCAUGAUCAAGACUCACCAGCUCCAGGGUUUUCAGAGAUGGCAGAUGCCCAUUUCAUGCUUACUGUAUCUAGCCGUUUUCUUGGAGGAAUUUCCCUGAGGAUCCCGGAAGAGUUAGCCCGGCACAGCGGUCUAUAUGGCCUAUCUCGGACUCUAGUCCUCAGGAAUGAGAAUGGAGGUGAUUGGCAGGUGAUGGUGACAAGCAGCAACGGCAUUACUUACAUUGCAAGUGGAUGGACCCAACUGGUGAAGGAGAAUGGGCUCAGCAUUGGAGAUUGCCUGAGGGUGCAACUCCUUGAAAGAGGAAUGAACCCUGUCAUGACUUUCAAGUCGAUUCCAGUAGGGUUUGACAACAAGUACCUAAAGGUAAGGGAAGUGGGCGAGGAAGAUGCUGUUCUGAGAAGCCCCGGUGGGGAAAUUUACAGAGUGAAGAUGGGGAAAGGAAGAGAAUUCGAAGACGGGUGGAAGGAAUUUGUUGACGACCAUGAUUUGCAUGUGGGUGAUGUGGUGGUUUUUAGACUUGUUGAUGCUCCCCUGGUGUUCGAUGUGAUGAUCUUUGACCCGAAUGCCUGUGAGAGGCCAUACCGCCGCCAACAACUUGAUGCCAAAACAGAGGACGUGCAAGAAGAAGAAGAAGAAGAAGAAGAAAAGCCAUUGCCUUGUGCUGCUGAUGUACCAGAACCUGAAACAGGGCUCCAUAGUAGGUCAGUGGAUAAUAUUUCAGGAACAUCAAGGGAGAAGAUUGUGAGAGAUGGCCCUUCUGAGGCUAAGAAACCCUACUUUGUGGUAUCAAUAAAGCUUGACAGUCUAAAAAGGGGCAGAGUGAUUGUACCUAAGUCAUUUUCGAAGAUGAAUGGCCUGGAUGCUGCGCACACUACUGAUGCGGUUGUGUUGGACGAAGAGGGUAGAUCGUGGCCAGUAGGGAUUAAUUACUACGGUAACUCCACUCGCACUACUUACAUCGAACGAGGUUGGAAAGUUAUCCAGAAGGAAUAUGAACUGAAGCUGGGUGACACCUUCAAUCUUGAACUUGUUCAAGGCGGUCAGAAGCUCGCCCUUAGAAUGUCCGGUGGGUUCUUACUUCUUACCACUUUGUCCAUGAUAACUGAGAUUGAGCCUUGGCUGAUUCCUAAUGUAUGGUGUGAAGGGCUGCAUGCUAAUCCAAAGCUGGAAAGGGAGUACAGAGACAAGGCACGAAAGGAGAAAAGGAAGAAUGUGAAGGAUGUUAAGACAGAGCCUUUCCGUGAUCAAGACUCACCGGCUGCAGGGUUUUCGAAGAUGCCGGAUUCGCAUUUCAUGCUUACUAUAACCAACCAGUUUCUACGAGGAGUUUCCUUGAGAAUUCCAGGUGAUUUAGCUCGGUGCAGUGGUCUGUAUGGCGGGUCACGGACUCUCAUCCUAACAAAUGAGAAAGGAGGUGAUUGGCUGGUGACGGUGGAGACGAGCGCGAACAACAUUACUUACAUUGCAAGCGGCUGGACCGAACUUGUGAAGGAGAAUGGCCUACAUGUCGGAGAUACGCUCAGGGUAGAUCUCGUCGAAAGAGGAAUGAACCCUGCCAUGACUUUCAAGUUCAGCAGAAAGAUUCUGGUGAUACCUAAGAUCAAGAACAAGAAUAUGCCCCUCGAACUUGACAACUUUAUAUGCGUGGUAGGAGUAGAAACAAGAGCAAAGGAAGCAUUCUCUGCACAAAAGAAGCUUGCGUCUAGCAAGACAUGUUCAAACUCCCACCAACAGUAA